AUGCAAGAUAUACAAAAUCUUCAAGAAAGGACUGAACAGUUGAAGUUCGAGUCAGAUUCAGAAACAGAAACAGAUUCGGACUCAGAUUCCGACUCUGAACCCAAUAUAGCUUCAAAGUUAAGUACCAAUUCGAAUACCAGUGGUUCCUCCAGCGUCAACAAGAAUAGCAGAGAAAAAGAGGACAUCGUAACAAGAUACGCUCAUAAAAUCAAAACCGAUGAUAUAAAGAAGGGUCCUAAAACUACUAAAGAUAGAGCCAAUAGAGCAACUGUAGAGCAAGUUUUAGAUCCAAGAACCAUGAGAUUCUUGGCAAAAAUAAUCAAUACUGGUGUCAUAUCCAGAAUAAAUGGAUGUAUCUCGACUGGUAAAGAAGCCAACGUUUACCAUGGAGAUCAGGAAGAUUCAUCUAUAAGUACUAGAGAGUAUGCUGUUAAGAUUUAUAAGACUUCAAUUUUAGUCUUUAAGGAUAGAGAAAGAUACGUAGAUGGAGAAUUCAGAUUUAGAAACACGAAAAAUCAAAGUAAUCCAAGAAAGAUGGUCAAAGUUUGGGCAGAGAAGGAAUUCAGAAAUUUGAAAAGAUUAUAUCUCAAUGGAAUUCCAUGCCCUGAGCCAUGUGAAUUAAGAUCUCAUGUUCUAGUUAUGGAAUAUUUGACUAAGGGAGCAGGUCAACCAUCUCCCAAAUUAAGAGAUCACCCAUUCAAGGACGUUGAUGAGAUUGUUUACUACUAUCAUCAAAUGUUGUAUUAUAUGAGAAGGAUGUAUCAAGAGUGUAGAUUGGUUCAUGCGGAUUUGAGUGAAUAUAACUCCAUUGUACACCAAGAUAAAUUAUAUAUAAUUGAUGUUUCGCAAUCUGUUGAGCCUGAGCAUCCAAUGGCUUUAGACUUUUUAAGAAUGGAUAUCAAGAAUGUAAAUGACUUCUUUUCAAGAAAAAAGAUAAACGUUUAUCCAGAGAGGCAUAUAUUUAAGUACAUUACCGAAGAAGCCGGAAGUUUAGGCAUUCAGAACAAUUCUGAUGAAGAAUUGGCUAAGUACUUGGAAACUUUACCUUUGAAAAGUGAAAUUAAUGAAGAUGAUAUUGAAGAUGAAGUGUUCAGGUCAUUGCACUUGGUAAGAUCUUUAAAUCACUUAGAAGAAAGAGAUUUCCAAAAAUUUACAGAAGGGAAAGUCAACACAUUGAAAGAUCUAGUCGGCAAAGAGGUUGAAAAGACCACAGAAGGUAAUGAAAAUGAAGAAGAAGAAGAAGAAGAAGAAGGACAUGAAGAAGACGGAGACUCUGAUGACGAUUCUGAUGAAGAUUCUGAUUCUGAAUAUAGCGAUGAAGACUCUGAACCAGAAUACGAUGAGGAUGGAAAUGAAAUUCCAAAGAAAAGAAUGAGGAAAGAGAAAGAGUUGAAGGGUAAAAGGUUUGAAGACAAAGAUGAUAAAAAGGCCAGAAAAGAAGCAGCAAAGAAUGCAAAGCAAGAAAAGAGGAAAACGAAAAUGAAGAAGCAUUUGAAGAAGAAAUUGAUCAAUAAGAGGAAGACAGCAAAAUAG
Molecule: messenger RNA, 1533 nt
Organism: Dujonia railenensis
Lineage: Eukaryota; Fungi; Ascomycota; Pichiomycetes; Serinales; Debaryomycetaceae
Source: the annotation of a GenBank genome assembly